Knipowitschia caucasica is the source of this 321-nucleotide messenger RNA. NCBI's taxonomy places the organism in Eukaryota, Metazoa, Chordata, Actinopteri, Gobiiformes, Gobiidae. The record is from the annotation of a GenBank genome assembly.
AUGUGGCCGCUCACUGGGCCCAGUGCUGAUGUGUGCAUGGCACAGAUGAAUCAGAGCUCGCUCCAGGGUUACAGGCUGUGCACAUCGCUCAUUUGUAUGAUCAACACACACACAGAGCCAGAGGGAAGGAAAAAGACACUAAUACCACUUUGGCACCAGCAAUCCCAACAUCUCGAGGAGGAGGAGGAGAGGGCUGCAGGAGCUGUGAAUGUGUGUGUGAACCACAGCUUUGCCAUUCAUAUGGAGAUGGAGGCCAGCAAAAAGAAGGCUUUGUGCGUCUGUGGGUGGUGGAAGGAUGCGGGCCUUGUCUGCAACAUCUAG